CAAUAUUUUUGUCUAUUUUCAGAAAUACUCUUCCCCGUAUUGGAUAUAACUAGGUUAGCAGUUAGAAACAAGGAUAUCAAUGGGCAAAUAUUCGACACGACGUACGGCCCGAUGUUCGUCAAAUAUCUUCUGUCUUUAUUAGCGCCAGAUAACCUGCCAGCGAACCAGAUGUUAGCGAUGCGAGUUUUAGUGAACGCUUUCAGCGACCUGCCUGGAGAGAUGCUGGUGCUUGCUGCGAGAGACAGCCUCGUGCAUUGUAUCAUAUGCCUGCAGCAGAUGAACAAUAACGCGCAGAUCGCAGCAGCCUCCCUACUCCUGAAUCUGUGCGUAGCGUUGGCGGCGCAGUUGGACACGGCCGAGCUGGCCGACUGCCUCGUGGCCGUGCUGCCGCGACUGCACGACAACGAGGCCUACUUCCGGGCCCUCGUAGCACUAGGCACUCUGCUGGCCGAGACUCCCAACAAGCUCGUCAUCCAAACCAAGGUGGUAUCCAGCGCACCUCUACACAACCGCCUGAAGCGAGACGCCGCGUCGUCCGACGCCGCCAUAAGGAAGCUGACGGUGGCCUCACAACAGCUGCUGCGACUGUUAUAGUGCAUUUAGUAAUAGUGGCUCUCGAGAGAGGUAUUUUCGAAGCGUUCGAAUCGAAUCUUGCGCUCGGCUGGGGACAAAUCGCGUGCGUAUUGUGGAAUCGACGUUGAAGAAUAGGGGGUCGAACACAAGUCAAUUGAAAUACUUUUUAUGAACUGACAAAUAGCAGUUUCUCCAAAGUUUAUUGAAAUAUCCACAUUUAACAGCACUUGGAGAUUUUGGUUAUCAAAGUGCUGUUAAAUGACUAAUGAUUUGAAUGAUGAUUUAAAUAGCAACUAAAAUAAAAUGCUUUUAUAAGUUCGUUCAAAUAAUUAUUUGUAUAUGUUGGCCGAUCCCCUAUUCACAAAUUGGCUUUUGAAAAAUAUCUUAUUGAAAUUCGUAUGCUAAUCAUGCGCAUUCGAUUUGGAAUUCGAAUGUUUCAAAAAUACGUUCCCAGUUUUGAUUCGUUCCCAUAUUUGGAUGAACAGUUUUGAUUCCUAUUGGCCUUUUUUAUCGUGUGGUUUGUUGUCGGGUAUCGAUCGGCUGAAACGGAAUUUUUCGAUACUCAUUGGUUGUAUAAAGACCAAUAGGAAUCACUGAAAUUAAUGACACUUUAAUACUUCCAGAAGAAUCACAA
Ostrinia furnacalis (Asian corn borer) is the source of this 1207-nucleotide messenger RNA. Its product is annotated as phospholipase A-2-activating protein-like. Lineage: Eukaryota; Metazoa; Arthropoda; Insecta; Lepidoptera; Crambidae. The record is from RefSeq and is a predicted model, not a curated record. The transcript is spliced from 4 exons. Bases 112 to 594 code for a protein of 160 amino acids.